Molecule: messenger RNA, 2791 nt
Organism: Eublepharis macularius
Lineage: Eukaryota; Metazoa; Chordata; Lepidosauria; Squamata; Eublepharidae
Product: aquaporin-6-like
Exons: 4
Coding region: 1-798 (265 amino acids)
Biological process (GO): transmembrane transport
Cellular component (GO): apical plasma membrane; plasma membrane
Molecular function (GO): water channel activity; nitrate transmembrane transporter activity
Source: RefSeq, a predicted model, not a curated record
AUGUGGAAGGAACUGUGCUCUUUGGCCUUUUAUCGGGCUGCUUUCACUGAGUUCCUGGCCACCGCCAUCUACGUCUUCUUUGGCGUGGGCUCCACGCUGAACUGGCCUGUGCAUACCCCAUCCAUCCUGCAGAUUGCCAUCACUUUCAACUUGGCUGCAGCCACCACUGUCCAGAUCGCAUGGCAUGCUAGCGGGGCCCACGUCAACCCGGCAGUGACGGUCGCCUUCUUGUUCGGCUCUCGCAUUUCGUUGGCCAAGGCCGCCUGCUAUGUGGUUGCCCAGCUGGCGGGAGGCAUUGCCGGUGCAGCCACACUUUACGCUGUGACUCCUGGGAAUAUUCGAGGAAAUUUAGGCAUUAAUACGCUGCAGAACAACAUCGGCUCUGGACAAGCAGUGGCAGUUGAGUUGAUUUUGACCCUCCAGCUGCUUCUCUGCUAUUUUGCUUCCACCGACAGCCUCCGAAACACGGGCUCUCCAGCUGUAAUGAUUGGCAUCUCAGUUUCCCUGGGACACUUAGUUGGGAGUUACUUCACCAGCUGUUCCAUGAAUCCUGCCAGAUCUUUUGGUCCUGCGGUCAUAGUUCAGAGCUUUCCUAACCACUGGGUAUUCUGGGUGGGGCCUUUAGCUGGUUCAAUCUUGGCAUCUCUGCUUUAUAACUUUAUUAUUUACCAUGACCCAAAGAGCUUUGCACAAAGACUGGCUAUUUUCAAGGGCAGCUAUUAUACAGAACAGUUGGAGAAAGUCGAGAACAAGCCGAUCGAAACACUAUCACUGCCCAGGGUUGUAGAAAGAGCGUAGCCUCCUACGGCCCCGUGAAAGAGAGACUCCACGGCCUCUUCCGUUGUUAGGAAGGGCUGCGCAAGAGACUAAAACCGAUAGGCAGGUUAUUCCAUCCAUGGCCACUAGAGGGCUCCAAGUGCCUUUCUCUGAAGUCUUACAGCAGCAGCAGCAGCAGCGGCAAGCGGAUGCCUCUUGGGACGUAGAAGCGUCGUCGAGUUCUAGAUCUUCAAAGAGACUUUGAGCAAAAGAGACACAGGCUAGGAGGAGCAGCUAUUACAUGGAGCCAUAUUGCCAAGGGAGCUCUGACACCGCUGCACAGAUGCAGAGACCUCUUAUGCAGUUGACGGAGGAGAGGGAAGCAGCUUGGAGGCCCAUCACAUCCUUCCUAAGGUGACUGUGAAGGCUGCGGCUCUGUCAGGAUUUAAGCCUGCAUUCAUCCAUGGAGACCAUCUAGAGAGUAAGCAGUAAAUAUUAAUAGGGAAUGAUAGGCUGCUGAUGGUUCUUUCACUGGCAAAUGGGUCAUUUUACCAAUGCAAUGGCACAACUCUGUAUAAAUCCCUGCUAUCAUACAACACCAAAGUAAUAAGGAAGGAUCUGAGACACUUAGAUGUUACAGCUUUAUUGCCACUAACGCCUACCUUUCCAGCCCUGAUUAAAAUCCCGGUGCACUUCUAGAAGAAGUGGCUCUUGAUGGAAUAGCAUGACCUGUCCUCAUCCCAGCAGCAAAUGUGGCAGUUCUGCAAUGCAGAAGCGCUGUCAAAAGAACCUCUGCUUGAUUGCAUCUUGGCCUCGGUACCAGACCUUCCUGCUUGGAUUCACUUGGUCUUGGACUCUGCUAGAUUUAUAACUGGAGCAAGCAAAAGCUUUUGUGACAGUCAUCCCCCCCCCCUUCAAGUUUCAGUUUAAUGACAGCCCUGACACAUAAAGGGACAGGCAUUUGAUGACAUAGUGGUAUGGAGACAGUAAAUAGUACAGCGUGACAACCACCUGGUCAUAGAAGGCUAAUAUGAAAACCUUCAUUGGGGGACAAGCUGAUCAAUCAAGAUACCAAAUCCAAGGAUUCCGGCACACUCUAGAGUUUCUCUAAGAAAUGGAUUCUGGAUGAGAGCUUAGGUGGACUGCUCAGUGAUUUCUAGUGAGUUCUAUGGGACCAAAGAAAUGGGAUGCAAUCUGGGACUCAGUUGAAGGGGGGGGGGGAAAUCCCCCUUCCCAAACUGGGGUAAUCUAACUAAUGGUGUCCAAUAUUUUUACUUUUGCUCAUGACUGCCAUUCAUUCAUGGCAGGGGAAUAAAAUUAAAAUACUGCCAUUGGGGAAAAUGCUACUUCGUAUCCCUGACUGGGGGGUGCCCAGACUCCUCUGAGGUAGCCUGUGUCCCACUCAGAGAGUGUGUUUAUGCAGAGGACAUACAUGCAGAUGCUCCCCCCUCAAAAACCUUGCAAUCUACAGGCAUUCCCUCCACACUAGAACAGCUGUCUUUUUUUAAACUAACCUUGGUCUUGGUCCUUUUUUAAAAAAAACAGCAGUCUGACAUGCACAAGAACUAAGCUGGUGAAGCUUUCAGUGGGAUGGAGGUAAGGGAGGGCUCAGCUUGCUUGAUUUCUGGGUGUCAGGAAAUUGUAAAUGAUCCAGGAGAAAGGAGCACGAGCGGAGUCAUGCUAGAGGAAGGCAACUUUCCGAAUUUCAUUUCUCACUGCAGCCCUGGGACACUUAGACCAGUGGAUGACUUUUCAUAAGCAUAACAUGAUUGUUAUGAAGUCCGUACAGAUGCUUCAUUUCAUUGUAUGUUCAUGUGUUGCGACUAGUUGCCAAGGUAAUGCUAGUUGUUAUAGCAUUACCAUUCAAUGCACAGAUGGAGAUUAGAUUUCAAAUAAAUGUAAUAUCCCUCAGCAAAAAUGUAUCCCAAUAUUCACUUGAUGGGAUUCAGUGCUUAGCAGUCACCAUCCGACAACCAGUAUUUGGUAUCUGUCCAUUUUUCCAUUGGAAUUUGGUGCCACUUGUACAGUGCAAUUC